UUCAUAUUUCGUGGCACAUGAACACCAAAACGAAGGAUCACCCCCACCAGCAGACCUGAGGAGCGGACAGAGAUAGAGAUGUAAACUGCCUGAUCAUUAACCUGGAUUAUGUCAACUGCACCUGGAGUGCACAGGGGAGUCCAGAGGUCAACUUCACCUUCUUCCACAACAGGUUCAUCACAGGGAAUAUGGAGGAGUGCACAACAUAUCUCCAGGAGAAGAGUAAUGCUGUGGGAUGUAGACUGUCGUUUGACAUGUCUGACAGGUUUAGAACACUGACAACCAAGCUGGUCCAUCAGAACAAAAGUUAUGUGAAGAACCUUAACCUCAAACGCAUGGUGAAGCUUUACCCUCCUACCAACCUGUCAGUUGAGAUGAACAAAGACCCAGAGCUGAAUCUGUACUGGAACAACAGCAAGAACAACCAAUGCAUUGAGAGUGAAGUGCGCUACAGAAUAAACAACAACAAGUGGCAGAGUUCUACUCUGAGAUGGGAACAGAAAUAUAUUGUAAAUGACCCCUUAAAGAACAGUCGGUAUGAGUUUCAAGUGCGAGCACGAGUUAACAGCGAUUGUGGCGAGUCCGAGUUCUGGAGUGAUUGGAGUCAGCCCAUUCUAUGGGAUUCCAUGAAGGGAAAUAACAUCACAGAGAACGACUGAGAUGCAUCCUCAUUCCCAUUGUGCCUAAUCCAGGCAAGAACCUGGAGGACCUUCUUGACAAGGACAAUUUAGAGGUACUAUUUAUCACUGGUUGCUCUUUACCAUUCAAUACACUUCAUUAUAAUCUUUGUAUCUUAUAUGUGUUACUGUUAUCUACAGUGUAUAUCAAAUAUCUUAAGACAUUUGCUUCCAGCCUAACUUCCCUGAGCUUGUCUGUCCUGUUCGUGAGUACACUUUGGUUCCCCAAGCUGGCAGCAUCAGUGAGUCUGAGAGCAAACUCUCCAUCCCAACAGACCAGUCAGAUAUCCUGUCCACGUGCUCUUCCUCAACUUCCACUCUUCCUGCCACAAGUGAAAAUGAACGAGCUGGUAUUGAAUGAUUGUUACAAAGGUCUAAUAAUGCUUUAUAAUGUUUUUACAAUACAAAACAUCCACAUACAAAGACAACUACACCAACAUCCACAAUAUCACCCCUGCCCAGACCCACCUGCUCACACCCCCAUCUCCAGCACCUGCA
Coregonus clupeaformis (lake whitefish) is the source of this 1175-nucleotide messenger RNA. Its product is annotated as cytokine receptor common subunit gamma-like. The transcript has 6 exons. The coding region runs from base 189 to 659 and encodes 156 amino acids. Gene Ontology annotation, biological process: cytokine-mediated signaling pathway. Gene Ontology annotation, cellular component: external side of plasma membrane. Gene Ontology annotation, molecular function: cytokine receptor activity; protein binding. Lineage: Eukaryota; Metazoa; Chordata; Actinopteri; Salmoniformes; Salmonidae. The record is from RefSeq and is a predicted model, not a curated record.